Melozone crissalis (California towhee) is the source of this 735-nucleotide messenger RNA. RefSeq names its product erythroblast NAD(P)(+)--arginine ADP-ribosyltransferase-like. NCBI's taxonomy places the organism in Eukaryota, Metazoa, Chordata, Aves, Passeriformes, Passerellidae. Gene Ontology annotation, molecular function: NAD+-protein-arginine ADP-ribosyltransferase activity; NAD+ poly-ADP-ribosyltransferase activity. The transcript has a single exon. The coding region runs from base 1 to 735 and encodes 244 amino acids. The record is from RefSeq and is a predicted model, not a curated record.
AUGGCUACUGUGGCCGAUGAGAUGAAGCCCCUGGACAUGGCCCUGAACUCCUUCGAUGACCAGUACCGGGGCUGUGGCCCUGACAUGAUUGCUGCAUUGCCGGUCCUCAACCGCUCCGAGUCUGAGCAGAACAAGAAGUUUGCUGAGGUCUGGGCAAAGGCUACAGCUGAGUGGCAGAGGCAGGGACCCCCUGAGUCCCCUCUGUCCCCAGACCGGGUCAUGGCCACCAUGGCCUUCACAAUGGAUGGCCUCCACAGCGUGUUCAAUGAUGCCGUGCGCGUGGCCGGGCGUUCCCACCAGGAAUACCGGGACAACUUCCACUUCAAAACGCUGCAUUUCCUGCUGACGCAGGCCCUGGCAGCAACGAGAGUCAGUCUUCAAGGGCAGUGUUAUGACAUGGUCCAGCACGUGUGUGGGAUCUGGUUCAAAGCACAUCAUGGUGCUAUAGUCCGGUUUGGUCACUUCACGCCAAUAUGGAUGGGAGAUGAGCCUGCACAGUGCUCUGGGAAGGAGACGGAGUUCCAGGUGCACACAUGCGAGGGCGCGAGUGUCGGCAUAAAAAUCGUAGAUUCCCCAAUUCAGUUCAUUCGGAUCCCACCGUUUGAGACCUUUGAGGUCAUCCAAGUCACCCAGAUAGGGGACAAGGCAAAAAUCCAGCUCCGCUCCACCGGGACGUACAGCAAAUACAACUGCGAGUGGCUGCAAGGUGAUGGCACAGGGGACAGCCUGGGGUGA